This is a messenger RNA of Puma concolor (puma), 1350 nucleotides long. The record is from RefSeq and is a predicted model, not a curated record. NCBI's taxonomy places the organism in Eukaryota, Metazoa, Chordata, Mammalia, Carnivora, Felidae.
AUGUCGGAGGCCCGGCUGGCCGCUGUGGACGUCCGCGUACCCCCGACCCCCGACCCGCCCUUCCACUUUGGCACGGCUGUGACCCCGGGACUUCGCGCGGCGCGGACUCUGCGUGCCCAGAAGCGGCGACGGGGGGAGCUAGAGGCUCGCGGUGAGCCCGGGACGCGAGCAAGGGCGCGCGGGCCGGCCGCACGGCGCCGGGCGGAGGCGGCCCCCUCUGCGGCCCCCGAGCUGCACCCGCUGCCCACCGGGCUGCGAGCCGCGCGGGGACGGCGGGUGCGGGAGACCGGGCCGCGCAGAGGGCGCGGCGCCCGGGCCUCGCGGGCCAGUCCGGCCGGGCCCCGCCGGCCCCGAGCGCGGCCCUUCCGCGGGUCUGACUCCCGGCGGGCCGCGCCACCCUCGGGAGCCUCGCUCGGCGAGGCCGGAGGCCCAGUGCGCCGCCGGGAAACGCCUGCACCCGAAAGGGAGGGGGUGGGGAGCGACGGGAGGAAGGGAGAGCCGGAGCGGGGGCCGAAGGAGGGAGGGGGAGAGGAUGGCGAGCGGGAAAGGCGGAGAAAGGGGGCGAGGGAGACCAGGCCGAAGAAAAAGACGGGAGGGGAAAAACCGAAGGUGUAUCAAGGUGUCCGGGUGAAGAUAACGGUGAAGGAGUUGCUGCAGCAGAGAAGGGCGCACCAGGCAGCCUCCGGGGGAACCCCAUCCGGAGGCAACAGCGUCCGCCUUUCAGACCAAGUCCUGCCAUCUCCUGCAGGGCUGUGUUUUGAGCCUGAACCGGUUUCUUCCACACCCAGUUAUUUUCAACCCCGAGAAUUUUCCAGUUGUGUUUCUUGUGAGGAAAACACAAGCUGCCUCAACCAGAUCUUUGAUUCCUACCUUCAGACAGAGACACACCUGGACCCUUCGCUCACUUCCGCGCAAAGUGCUCCACACUAUUUCCCUGACAGCUUCCAAGCCGCCCCUUUCUGCGUUAGCCAGAGCCUGACCCCGGGAUCGCCUUCUGAUUCCUCCACUCUCUCCGGUUCCUUGGACUACAGUUACUCGCCGGCUCAGCUACCGUCAUAUGCUCCAGAGAAUUACAAUUCUCCCCCUUCUCUGGACACCAGGAACUGUGGCUUCCCCUCCGAAGACUACUCCUAUGCCCACCUGCCCCCGGACGCCCAGUACGACUGCUUCUCCUCGGCCGGCACCUCCGUCUGCUACUGUGCGUCGUGUGAGGCAGAACACUUGGACCCCAUCAGGGCAUCGGAGUACUUUUCCUACCCCAGCUCAGACUACGUGAACUUUGCCCCCUCUGCAGCGGCCACCAGCGAUUUCUAUAAGAGGGGGACAAACUGUGACAUCUGCUAUAGUUAA